AUGGCGUGCAAAGCUACGUGGGAGAUCCCACAGUCGACCUCGACCGUCAAGGUCUCCAUCAUUGACACGACAAUGCGGUCUUCUAUUCCACUAAGCCUGUUUGCUGGUCCUGCAAUCCCCGGGUUGGACAAGUUACGCGCACCCGCGUAUUCCUUCUUGAUUACACACACGAGUGGAAAUGGCAAAGAGCGAAAGCUGGUCUUCGAUCUUGGAAUUCCCGUCGAUCUCGAGAAGGACUUUCCUCCCGAUGUGUACCAACGGGUCCAAGCGAUGAAAGGCGUGGGUGGCAUGAUGGAAUCGAAGGAAUAUGUCAGCGAUAUCCUGACCGAGGGAGGCGUGGAUCUGAAGAGUAUCGAGGGCGUGAUUUGGAGUCAUGCACAUCUCGAUCACGUCGGAAGGCCCUCGCUCUUUCCUUCCACCACAGAACUCAUCGUGGGUCCUGGUAUCAAGGAGGCUUACUUUCCAGGAUGGCCAGAUGUUGAGAGCUCUCCGAUCCUAGCCCGGGAAUUUGCCGGACGAGCAGUCAAAGAGCUGAAGACUGAAGACUUUAAUCUCAAGAUUGGCAGUCUCAAAGCACUGGACUACUUUGGCGAUGGAAGCUUUUACUUCUUGCUCGCUCCUGGUCAUGCCAUUGGACACAUGAAUGCUCUCGCACGAACGACAAAUGACAGCUUCAUAUACAUGGCUGCAGACUCUUUCCAUCACACUUCGCAACUGAGACCACACGUUGGAGCACCACUGCCAGAUUCUGUGGCUCUGCAUACAUGUACGUGCACCGCGUCCGCGCUUCAGCCGAUCCACCCAGCAUCCAAUGCAGCAGAUGUCCCCAAGAGAUAUCAUGCUGCGUUUGGAAAUUUUGAGUCGACUUUCGAUCAGGUCCCGUUCCAGACCAUCGUGGAGCAUGAGAAUGGUACUUCCAUAGCGAUAGACAUUCAAGCUGCCAGAGAUACCAUUACAGCUAUCCAGGAAUUCGACGCGAAGCCGGAGGUCUUCGUCAUUGCCGCGCACGACCAGAGUCUGUUCAAUGUGCUGGAAUACUUGCCUGCUGAGGCUAAUGAUUGGAGGGCAAAGGGCUGGAAGGAGAGGGGUCAAUGGGGUUUCCUUGAGGAUUUGCACGAAGCGGCUAAGAAGCAGUAA
Messenger RNA from Cercospora beticola, 1137 nucleotides. RefSeq names its product MBL fold metallo-hydrolase. The record is from RefSeq and is a predicted model, not a curated record. NCBI's taxonomy places the organism in Eukaryota, Fungi, Ascomycota, Dothideomycetes, Mycosphaerellales, Mycosphaerellaceae.